Messenger RNA from Rhincodon typus (whale shark), 4413 nucleotides. RefSeq lists its product as uncharacterized. The record is from RefSeq and is a predicted model, not a curated record. The transcript has a single exon. The annotation marks the transcript as partial. Lineage: Eukaryota; Metazoa; Chordata; Chondrichthyes; Orectolobiformes; Rhincodontidae.
GCUUACAGUUUACCAUUGUGGGCACCAUAUUCAUAUCUAUAUCCACUGAACCAAGCUUAUUUGAAAAGUUGUGGAAUCUAUCCAAGGAGCCCUGCACCAGUAUUUCACCCAAAUCCUUGGUUCCAUGCGACUGCUGGAGUAAUGCAUAAUGAGAAUGUUAUAAGUCCACCGCACUUAUCCAGUCCUGCAGAGACCAAUGCUCCUGAUCAUUCAGUACAAAGAGAUGCCAAUGAUAUUGGCAGCCAUUCACCAUUGUCACAAACUGCUACACCACUUCUGCCUCACAAAAGCAAACCUGUGCUAGACACACCGAUCCCUGAACAGUCACCUCAAAACUUUAAUCCCUUGUUUCCACGGUAUUUUCCCAAUUUGAUAUCGGAUGGAACCCAACAUUCUGGCUGGAGAACGCCUGUAUCACAGGCAUUAUUUAGCCAGCAUGCACAAAUGCAUACUUUCAGUUUUCAUCCAAUGUACAUGGCUCUGCCGAGUCAUGUAUUUCCAUUGCAGAUAAAUAGUGGGAGCUCUGCUUGUCAAAAUGUUCAGAAGGUCGGUGCAUCAGAUCUAGUUGAACCGAUGUCAGGCAACACACAGAGUCAUGAAAUAGAAGAGGUGGGGAGACAGCCAAAACUAUUGACCAGUGCUGAAGAGGGCAGGCUGACUAAGACUCAGCCUGUCAUUUUUGAAGAUUCUCAAUUAUUGGUAAAACCUGGUGGUGGGAUUGGUGAUACGUGCCCCUUGGUUGAGGAACAGUCAGUCUCUAGCCCUGGUGAAGGAUCUGCAAAGCAACACUCAGCCCUUAGAAGGGAUAAAGACUCCGUAUUGAUAGAAAAGCUAAAUCCAGCACCUGAUAGUGGGCUUUCUUGUGUGGAUACACAGUAUAUUGAGGCUCACAAAGUUGCAGGAGCUGAUGCAAAUGAAUUCAAACUUGCUAGUCAACGUUUUGAGGCAAAAUCCAGAAGAGACUUAACUUUGCAGUGCAUUAGUGAAUCAAAUGUUGAUACUGUGGCACAUGGUGUAGAAGUCAUCCUUUUGGAUCAUACCUCUGAGAAUAGUUACAAAAUGCCAGUCAUAAUAAAUAAUAACAAACCUGUGCAGUUUUAUAGUCAGACUUUGGGAAAGGAAAGACACUCUAUAAAAGAAGAUAGUUCUUCAGAAAGGACCGUGUAUCGACGUUCUCCUUAUGUGCGCAAGAAAGGAGAAAAAGAAAUGAGUAGGAAAAAAUGCCAAGGAAAACCUUGGGUAUCAAAAACUACAUGUUGCCUACCUGAUAGCCAUGUUAGCAGUAGGGAUGCAGCAGAUAGCAUUAAAAGUGAGAGCAAGUUACCAAUUAAAGAUGGCAGUGUUCAGAGUGUAAACAAUGUUGCACAAAAUUCUGAACUACCUGUAGAUCUUGAUACUGACAGGCAUGAAAGCAAAAAUGAAAAAAAACAAGAAAAGGUUAAAAACCAAAAGUUUUCUAUGCGUCAAAAUAGACUGGAUGAAGAAACUGGUCUUGGCAACAGGAGAAAACAUGAUGUAAAGGAAUUUCAGAAUUGGAUGGUUGUGGAAAAUGCCAGUGGAAUGUCAUUUGAAGGAAAACGCAAUGGUUUUAAAAAGCAGAGAUAUAGAGAGGGUGGGAAACCUAGUCCUGCUGUACGAAAAUGUUAACUGCAUAAAUUUUGGAAAGCAGUGACUGACAGAAAGAGAACCAUUACACUUAAACUGAUCUUACAGCUAUUUUUGCAAGAAUUUAAACACUUGUUUUGCAGCAGUUGCAGAAUUGAUAGAAUAUUAAAGCAAGUAGGGAGGCCAUUUGGCCCAUUGUGCCUCUGCUGUUUGAUACAGCUGUCCAGUUUAUUCCCAUACCCAAGGCUUUUUGUUGUAACCUUGAAAAUAAGUCCUCUUCAUGUAUCUGCCCAAAUGCAUUUUUGAAAACUCCCAUGCAAUAAUUCUACCAUCUGUCAGAUGUUGUGGUUCUAGAUCGUAAUAACCCUUUACAUGAAAAGAAAACUUCCCAGUUCUUUGUCAAUUAUUUUAAAUGUUACCUCUUGGUACUGAGCCACUCUCUAGAGGGACCAGUUUGACACUUCUUCCUCUAUCAAAUCUCACCUCAUAAUUUUGGAAAUCUGUGUUAGGUCUCCCCAUAUUGGAAGCAGAUUAUUCGUGGGGUCUGUUAAGAAUUGAUUGUUGAUGCUUCAACUUCACUAUAUUUAUUAAUUACUUAGAGGGCCAAAGACACAAAUUUACCAAUGAGAGUAACCAAUGAUAAAAACAUAAAAUUACAAAGACACAUUGAUAGAUUACAUAAGUGAAUGAGAUGUGGUCAGUGGAUUACAUUCCAAUUCAGUGUAAGGUCAUCUAUUGUGGUCCAUAAAGAAUAGAUCUGAAUAAUAUUUACAGGGUAUAAAGUUAGGCCCAAAGUGAUUUAGGGGUCUAUGGAUCACUAUGUAAGGGAUAAAAUAAAUGAGUGACUAAUGAAAUGUUACAGUACUAGAAUGUUUUACUACACUAUAGCUGCACAAAAACCUAGUUAAACCACAUUUAGAGAAUGUGGAUAGGAGUUUGGAGCAGUGCGAGGCAAUACGGCCCCCAAGUCUGCUUUACAAUUUGAUCUACAAGGCCUUUACUAAUCAGAUUAUGGCCUCAACGCUACUUUCCAAUCCAAGCCCUUUGAUCCCUUUAACAGUCAAUAACUUAUCUAGCUGAGCCUUAAAUGUAUUCAAUGCCAUGCCUCGCUGAAAUUCUUUUGAUCUCCAUCUUAUACGGAAGAAGUCUUAUUUUUGAACUGUGCUCCCUAAUUUUAGUUUCUUCCAUAUGGAGUAACAUCCUUGCAGCAUCCACCUUGUCAAAUCCCCUCAGGAACUUGCUUCAAUAAGAUCAUCCCUAUUCUUUAGAACUCCAAUUUCUUUUGAGGCCUAACAUAUCUUGACAAUCUUUACAUUGCUGGAAAUCAGGUGAGUGAACUUUCCCUGCACUACUUAUAUUGUAGUGAUUUCUUAAAUAGGGAGAGCAAAACCAAGCUUCAGAUGUGGUCUUACUAUUGCCCAAUACAAUGCUGGCAAACUUCCCCACUUAAAUAUUCCUUCCCAAUUGCAAUAAACUACAAAAUUUCAUUUGCCUUCCUAGUCACUUGAUGUACCUCCUUACUAACUUUGUAAGUCAUGUACCAGGGCACUGAAAUUCCUCUAUACUGUAAUGCUGCCAUCUCUCCAUUUAAACAACCUACUAUUUUCCUUCCAGCCAAAGUGGACAAGUUCACAUUUUCCCACAUUACACUCUAUCUGCCAAAAUUUCUGCACACUCAUUUAUCCUUUCUAUAUCCAUCUACAGAGUCCUUGCGUCUUCCCCCUUGUUUGUGUCAUCAGCAAAUUGAGCAACUAUACAUUGGAUCGCUUCAUCCAAGUCAAUGAUAUAGAUUGUAAGUAGUUGCAGUAAUUACCAAAACUCAUCCCUGUGGCACUCCACUGAUUACAUUUAGCUAAUCUGAAAAUGAUCCAUUUAUUUUUGCUUUCUUUUUCCUGUUAGCUCAUCAGUCCUCUCUGUGUCUUAAUAAGCUAUGAGCUCAUUUUUGUAGUAGCCUUUGAUGUGGAAUUUUGUCAAGUACGUUGUGGAAAGUGAAGUACAUCAUAGCUACUGGUUCCCCUUUUAUGCACAUACUGUUACAUCCUUAAAGAACUAUAACAAAUGAGUCAAACACCACUUCCCUUCCAUAAAACUGUGUUAACUCUGCCUGAUUGCAUUGAGAUUUUCUAAGUAGUUUAUCAGAACGUCCUUAAUAGAUUCUAGUAUUUUCUCUAUUAUAGAUAUUAAGCUAACUGACCUAUAGAUCCUGCUUCUGUUUCCCUCCUUCCUUGAAUAGAGUUCCAUUCAUUUUUUUUACUUAGCCGAUGGAACCUUUCCAGAACCAAGGGAAUAUGGUAAACCAAAACCAUGUAUGUACUCCUUUCUCUGUUGAAUUAUAAUUGUUUUAAGUUUCUCCCUGUCUUCCACAUGAUUUACAUUUUUUUUCGGCAUGUUAUUUUUGCCUUUUAACUGAAGACACUCAAUUAAUUGUUGUUUCCUUAUUUCCCAUGAUUAUUUCCCCUGACUUACACUUUUGACAACCAACACUCAUUCAUUUUUUCAUUUCUUAAUACCUAUAGCAACUCACAGUAUCUGUUUGUAUAUUUCUGUGUCAUUUUAUUCUAAUGUGUCUCCAUUAUUUCUUCAGUUUGCUGAUUUUUAUUCACAUAAUCUUGUGUUCUGUCAGUAAACUUUGUGAAAUUUACACUUUCUUUCAGUGCAAUACUAUUUUUAACUUCUUUAGUCACAAACGGUGACUAUCUUUUUCUUGCUUUCUCAAGGAAAGUAUCUUUGCUCAGUGCUGUGAAAUAUCUCCUUACCUUCCAUUUAACCUAAUACCUAAUUCACUUUACAAGACAACAAGGUGCAGAG